Tarenaya hassleriana is the source of this 686-nucleotide messenger RNA. RefSeq lists its product as uncharacterized. The transcript has 6 exons. Bases 9 to 488 code for a protein of 159 amino acids. NCBI's taxonomy places the organism in Eukaryota, Viridiplantae, Streptophyta, Magnoliopsida, Brassicales, Cleomaceae. The record is from RefSeq and is a predicted model, not a curated record.
AUUGAAGAAUGCGCAUUUUAGUAAAAAAUCAGUCGCUCCUUCUUGUAACCGGCGAUCAACAGAGGGGCGCUUAUCGUUUUUUCCUUUGUGGUAGAACAGUAGAUUCAAGCACCAUGGAAACUUCCAGAGCUCCUUCGAGCUCUGUCUUCGUCUUUUGCUUUCUUCUGUUCCUCUCCUUGUCUUUUGUCCCCAGUGUUUUGUCCAAAUCUCGUCCGAUCUCCGACGAAGAGAUCAGGCAGAAGAAGAACGAGUGUUACGCUGAUAUAGAGAGUGGAUUGUGGGGUUGGCAGUGCAAGUCUUCCUCGACAGCCAAGGAGAACUGUGCCUUGCGAUGCCUUUCUCCGCCUUGCUACGAGCUCAUCUAUGAGAGCGACCCGCUUGAAGAGGGCGAGAAAGAUUUGAUUAGAAGCCAAGAAUACAAGUAUUGUAUGUACAAGUUGUCCCUUGGUGAAAGCAUAGACGGCGUCCGAGGCUCCUUCGACUUGUAAUAUAUCCCAAGGAAGUCAGUAGUUAUAUCCAGGAUGCUUCUUGAGGUGUUUAGCUUUCUCAAGCACCUUGCGGAUUAGGCUCACUCUGUCAAACAUUGUUAUUGGUGAUUUCAGAAAGCAAAUACAUUCAAAAAAAUACACUUGAAAUUCACCAUGAGAUUUGAUGGUAAAAGUUGAAAAACAUGAACUUUUUCGAUA